This is a messenger RNA of Quercus lobata, 3322 nucleotides long. RefSeq lists its product as uncharacterized. The transcript is spliced from 4 exons. Lineage: Eukaryota; Viridiplantae; Streptophyta; Magnoliopsida; Fagales; Fagaceae. The coding region runs from base 30 to 2906 and encodes 958 amino acids. The record is from RefSeq and is a predicted model, not a curated record.
CUGAGGGCCUUAGAGAAAAUGCUGACCAUAUGCGCGGUUCAAAUCUUAAAAAGGCAAAUGUUAUGCUUAGGCAAGCUGCUGAAAUAUUGGAAACUAUAGGCAAAGCUGAUUCUGCUGCACAAUGUUUUUCUGAUUUGGGGGAGUUUGAAAGAGCAGGAAGGCUUUAUUUAGAAAAGUGCGGGGAGUCUGAACUUCAAAGAGCAGGGGAAUGCUUUUGUCUAGCAGGAUGCUAUGAACUGGCAGCUGAUGUGUAUGCUAAAGGCAACUUUUUCUCAGAAUGUUUGAAAGUUUGCACCAAGGGAAAAUUAUUCAAAAUGGGUUUCAAAUACAUUCAGUAUUGGAAAAAUAAUGCAAGUAAGGAUUUUGGUGUGGCUAGAAGAGGAAAAGAAAUAGACAAGAUUGAACAUAAGUUUCUAGAGAGUGCUGCUCGUCAUCAUCAUAAGCUUAAAGAUAGCAGAUCCAUGAUGCAGUUUGUCAAAGCUUUUCAAUUCAUGGAUUUGAUGCGCAGAUUUUUGAUAUCUUUGGAUUGCCUUGGUGAGCUUCUAUUGUUGGAAGAAGAAUCAGGAAACUUCUUAGAGGCUGCCAACAUUGCAAAGCUGAGAGGGGAGAUUCUACAUGAAGCUGAUCUUCUAGGGAAGGCAGGGAAUGUCAAAGAAGCGUCCAUGCUAUUGCUUUUCUAUGUGCUGUACAAUUCACUUUGGACACCUGGAAGCAAGGGCUGGCCACUAAAGCAGUUUACACAGAAGCAGGAGCUUUUGGCAAAAGCCAAGUCAUUUGCUAAGAAUGACUCAAACUUUUAUUCUUUUGUUUGUACAGAGGCUGACAUUUUAUCAAAUGAGCAGAGUAACUUGUCCAUAACAAAAAAGUAUUUGAAUGCUUCUCAGAGACAUAAUAGUGUUGGAGGUGAAAUAAUUUCUGCUCGAAAAAUUCUAGAUGCUCAUCAUCAGUCAAACUCUGCAAAGUAUGUGUGGCAGGAUUAUUUUGUUUUUGAUCUGACAAAGUAUUCGGAACAGGUGAUCUCUAGAAAUCAGAUUUCUGUAGAAACCCUGUUUUACUUUUGGAAUUUUUGGAAAGACAAGAUUCUGAACAUUUUCAAGUAUCUCAGAUGUCUUGACACUCAAGAUGUUAAUGAAUAUAGAAGUUAUGGAGAUUUCUGUUUGAAUUACUUGGGGGUGCGGAGGCAGUUUCAAAAUCGUAAUGCAAUCUAUGUAUUGCUCAACUCCGAUGCGAAUUGGGUCAGAGAGGACAGUAGAUUCAUUCAUCGAAAUGGAAAUUUGGUUUAUAUUGGUGUGAGACAUUUUGUUGCAACUGCUCAAAAUUACUGGUGUUCAGAAUUACUUUGUGCUGGUAUGAAGGUUUUGGACAAUCUUGAAGCCCUUUACAAUUUCUCAUUGAAGAAUUCCCUCUCCCUGUUCUGCCAAAGCAGAUCUCUUACGUAUAUCUAUGAGGUUGCAAAGUUUCUCUUGGAAUCCAAAUAUCUGAACCGUAGUCACUACAACAACAAGACAUUGCAGAGAUUUGUUGAACUUUGUAAUAAUUCUUUUUUUGGCUAUAUAUUUCCCCUAGAUUGGCGAAAAUCAUUGGCAGAGAACAUGUUUUCUCUGAGAGAAUCUGAGGUUUCAAGGAAUUUACUAGAACAGGUCAUAAUUGAAAACAUCAGCUUGAAGGGUAAGUUGACAUACGGGCAAAUUGGAAGAGUUGUAGUGAUAACUCUUGGAUUGGGUAAGAUAAACAAUGGUUUAUAUAAGGAGAUUUUGAAAAGGUUUGAUGGGACUUAUGGAAAUCCACCAUGGAAGACAUUCAUUCAGGUUCUCCGUGGGAAUAUGGGACCAGAAUUUCCUCAAGGUACUUUAACUGACAAUAACUGUGAAUCUCCAAGAGAAUUGUGCGUUCUGCAGAAGCUACAAGAAGCUUUGAUGGAUACUUACAAUGCAAAUUGGAGAGAAGUCGACUAUAUUUCACCCAGUUGUUUCUUGUAUCUUAUGGAGCGCCUCCUAAUCUUGGCAUCUCACUUCAAGGGAUACUUUAUCACUUCGAAGUCUUCUUUUGCUGAGUGGUUUAUCUAUCAAGCUGCAGAUACCAACCCAAAUUCCACUUUAAUGGCUCAAAUGAGACCAUCCCAUGUUAUCUUUGAGUUUAUUGUCAAAGUUGUUCAGCGGCUUCUUUAUGAUAAGAAUGAUACAAUGGAUUGGAUUAGAAGGUCUGAUAUAAAUGUGAAGGACUACUAUCCACUGCUGGUAUUGAGAUUGGUUUCUAUAAUAUGUUUAGUUCAUCUGAAUUCUGGGGAAUUUUUGGAAUUUCUUUUUGCAUUGCUUGGUAGGAGCUAUAUUACUGAGCAACUUCCAAGGGAAUUUUAUGAUGUCCUUCAGAGAAGACGGAAACAUAUAAAUGUGAAUGCGCUAGCUGAAGCAUUUAAAAAGAUUCACAAUCCUCUUGUAAUUGUGAGUUUGGGAGGAAAUUGUUCAAGGUUUCUAUGUCCAGAUGCCAUUUUUGUGGACAUGACGGAAAAACAGUGCAGGGAGGACAUGUUAAAAGUCUUAUUUCCGGAGACAGUGAAACCAUCACAAGGUCCAACUGAGACAUUUGAAGUGGGAGCAACUAACUCUGGCAAUGAACUGCUUUCUUCAGGCACUUAUGAUCAAGACAGUUGUAAUUGUAAGUCUACACCUUCAAACUUUGCUUUGGUGGCAGAUCAGGGGGACUUGAACAACAUAAAUGGAAGCGGGCUGCAAGUGAAUUACUUUGGGGAAAUAUUUGAAGCUUUGAAGUCGUUGGAACAUGGUAAAGAUCCAAGGAGCUUUUUGUUAAAUGUCCAAAUGAUGAAGGUGAACGUGGAGAAAAGUAUUCACCUUGUUAGUACUGUUAUGCUAUCAACAAUGUUGAUGAAAACCUAUUGGAGGAAGUAGACAGCAUGGUUGAUGAACUGAAGCAACUUUCUGCUGCACUGGAUGUGAGCGAACCGGAACUUGAAAACAAUAUGUCAACAAUUCAAGAACUUUGCAAGAGAUUGCUGUCAAGAAGGCCAAAUCUGGAACCCAUCUUAAGUAAGCAAUUCUUGCAACUGGGCACAAACCUUGUGAUUCAGACUUCUGGCAGUAUAUCAUAUAAGCAGCAGUGUGAUGUAAAGGACAAUGAUAGUAAAGCUAAGUAUAAUAGCAGUGCAGAUGUUGCAUCGGUCUCCAACCGUAAAAACAGCCAGGAAACAGAAAAUAAGGUGAAGGGUAACAAGUCCAGGAAAAAUAAGGGGUAAAAAGGGAGGCAGUAAGAGAUAAAUAGAUGUACAUGAGUUGAAAGUUAUUAUGUAUUGAACAUUUCAAAAAUU